AUGGAGAAGCUGAACACCGAGGAUGGACAACUCUUCAUCAAGAAUCUGGCUAGCUUCGUUCGUACACAUGAAAAAGCCCUCGCCAACGCUCUACAACUUCGGCGCCAGUCCAAUGCCGGAACCCCACAGCCGCCCCCUGCUGCGACCACCACCGGCGCCUUCUCCUCUACCUCAUCUUCAUUAGCUUCGGCCCUCUCCUUUGGGGCAUUGAGAUUCGCUUCUCAAAAUAUCAAACCCGCCAAGCUCACUCUCACCCCUCAUCACCUCUUCUACCUCCUAUCUCGUUUCGAAGAUCUAUCCAUUGCCGUGGGGCCUAUGAAUGUUCGGUUGGAGAAUAUCCAUACCGAGGUCUCCCAGUCCUAUGUCUCCUUCUUGAGUAAACCUCAGCGAUCCAAGGGUGGCGAUGGCGCUUCUAUCCACUCCGUAUCCAGUGUGCGUAGCGUUAUGUCUGGUAUGAGUGGCCUCUGGUCCUCAUUUGGCCUCGGCUCCAAGGACUCGGCCUCCAAGUCUGAACGGGCCAAGUUGGCUUUGGAAGGAGAUCUGAAAUACCUCUACUCUGCUUUCACCAAGAUUCCCUGUUUGCGAUUGGCCCCUGAUCACCGUGCUUGUUUGAUUCGUGGCUAUGAGGAGUUCCCCUUCGACACCGCGGUGCCGCUUCAUUCCUUCAAAAACUUGAGUGCUUUAGAGAUCAUUGAUAUAGAUUAUCGUUCUUUCUACGGCUGGGACCGACUGUCCGAGCAACUACGCACCCUGUCGAUCAAACGGGCUCAUCUGGAUGACCCGGCCGAUCUACUGACGCGAAUUGUGCUGGACGACAUGGACAAGCGUCGUCGACGUUCCGCCAAAACCCAGCAGUCCCCACCGCUUGGCUGGACCAACAGCACCCAACCUGUUCACGCAUCUGAUCAUACCUCCCUCUCUGCUCCCGGUUCCCCCAUCGCUGAUACGGCACUUGCAACCAGUACCAGCCCCAAGUCCGUCCCGAUGAUGCGAGCCGGGUCUGAGGGCGCAAAGGUCCACCGGGCUCGGACUGGAAGUAUCUCGCCGCAACGUCCGACAACAAAACACGGCCACCGUCGAGGUCAGUCGGCCCGUAUUCGACGCACCGGCUCGGGAAGCUCCAACUCCAGUGAUACCUCGGGUGGUGGCCGGGCUGGAAGCUCAGCGACAUUGUUGCCGGGCGUUCUCCCUGCUUCGAAAUGGCGCUUCCUGCGUCACCUUGGCCUUCCCGAAAACUCGUUGACUUCCAUUUCUGCCGAGAGCCUGGCCCCGGUGGCUACUACUCUGAAUUCUUUGGAUCUCUCGUCCAACCUUCUCACCGAAAUCCCAGACAGCCUCUCAUCCCUGAUGUCUCUUCGUGCCCUUAACCUGUCUCACUGCAUGAUCGAGUCUAUGCACUCGCUUUCCCGCAACCCUCUUCCGGCUAUCACCGCUCUAAACCUUCGUGGCAACCGUCUUCGUUCCUUGGCUGGAAUUGAGCGUCUGUUGUCUCUGGAGAGACUCGACCUUCGUGAUAAUAACCUAAUGGAUCCGACGGAAAUGGCACGCCUCACCAGUCUCCCUGAGAUACGGGAGAUUUGGGUGUCUGGCAACCCAUUUGUCAAGACCCAUUCCAACUACCGCGUUGUCAUCAUGAAUCUCUUCCGCCGCACUCCUGGCUAUGCGGAGGAUAUCAUAAUCGAUGGUCGUGGACCCGGGUACACUGAGCGAAAGCAACUUGUUGAUCGGGUUGCGGAGCCUGAAGCUGCUCCUGUGGUACGUUCCAGCGCAGCGGAUGAAGUGGCCGUGGUACAAAAACCUACUGCUGCGAUCAUCCAGGGAAAGGCACUGCCCAAGACCCCUAAUAACGAGACGGAGUCACCACCACCAGAAAAGGCUGUGGCACAGCAGGAGAUGGAUGGUACCAAUCGCCGAAAGAAAAUUCAACGGCGUCGAAUCGUGGAUCUGUCAACGGAUAACCCAUUUACUACGGAUGGCCUAGGUAGUCCGGGUCCCGCAGUUCCCCCAAUCUCUCCCACCCAGCAAAUGCAUGCACCGAUUCAGCCAUCUUUUGUCGUUCCGCAUGACCAGUGGAAGUUAGACAGUGUCGCACAGUCCGGAUCUUCCAGCAUCCUGGGUCUUCCGAAACAAGGGAAUUCCUCCAGCCCCCCUCCGCCUCCACUGCAAGCGACUGCAGCGGCACUUCCUCCCGCUCAAGACUGGGUUUUAGAUCAAGAGCUGUGUCGCCAGCAGCUGGAAGCUCUCCGACAGGAUGUGGGUCAAAAUUGGCUUACAGUUUUGGGGGACCACCCUUGGGACAGUCCUCAAAAGGAGAUUGCAGCCCAUCUGGCUCGACCUGGCUUGGAUCAUUCCCCACUCCCAACUACCCCCAUUCGGACAAAUAGCCACGCUAUUCUGAGCGCAGGCCAUACGUUGGGUGGAUAA
Penicillium verhagenii is the source of this 2424-nucleotide messenger RNA. Its product is annotated as leucine-rich repeat domain-containing protein. Gene Ontology annotation, molecular function: protein kinase binding. The record is from RefSeq and is a predicted model, not a curated record. Bases 1 to 2424 code for a protein of 807 amino acids. NCBI's taxonomy places the organism in Eukaryota, Fungi, Ascomycota, Eurotiomycetes, Eurotiales, Aspergillaceae. Gene Ontology annotation, cellular component: cytoplasm. The transcript is spliced from 2 exons.